AAUACAUUAGCUUUAUAAUAAUAUACUAUAUAAAUUACCGAGAGACACAUUUGUACUCAUUUUUACACCGGUACACUGAAUAUCUUAUGUUAAAAAAACUCUGCACUGUUUCGUUUCCCCCCUCCAUCCAAGUGUUGCCAUGCUCUCAAUAUCAGUAUGGGUGUGGUAAUCGGCUCUGUGAAUUGCCUUGAAUCUAGUAAAUUUGGCGCCCGCUGCCUUGUUUUGGAUUUUAACGAAAUGACCAAAUUAACAUUUUGAAAAAAAAAAAAGAAAAGAAAGAAAAGUCUGCUAACCCUUACACGCGGCAGGAGGAUUUUGUGGUGUUUCUACAUCAGUUUUAUCAAAGCUGGGUGUUUCACUACCUGGAGGACCAUGAGUGAGCUGGAGCAGUUGCGGCAGGAGGCCGAGCAGCUGCGCAAUCAGAUCAGGGAUGCCAGGAAAGCAUGCAGCGACUCCAGCCUGUCCCAGAUUACAGCUGGUCUGGAUUCAGUUGGAAGGAUCCAGAUGAGAACAAGGCGGACCCUCCGAGGCCAUUUAGCCAAAAUCUAUGCCAUGCACUGGGCCACUGAUUCCAGGUUACUAGUUAGUGCCUCACAAGAUGGCAAACUCAUCGUUUGGGACAGUUACACCACAAACAAGAUUCAUGCCAUUCCAUUAAGGUCAUCAUGGGUGAUGACUUGCGCCUAUGCUCCCUCAGGGAAUUAUGUAGCCUGUGGAGGCCUGGACAACAUCUGCUCAAUCUACAGCCUUAAAACCCGUGAGGGCAAUGUCAGAGUCACCAGAGAACUGCCAGGACACACAGGUUAUUUGUCAUGUUGUCGCUUUUUGGACGAUAGUCAGAUUGUCACCAGCUCUGGAGAUACUACAUGUGCUCUUUGGGACAUUGAGACCGGUCAGCAGACCACCACAUUCACAGGGCACAGUGGAGAUGUGAUGAGCCUGUCCCUUAGCCCAGACUCUAGGACCUUUGUGUCGGGUGCCUGCGACGCAUCUUCCAAAUUGUGGGACAUCCGAGACGGAAUGUGCAGACAGUCUUUCACUGGACACGUGUCUGAUAUAAAUGCUGUCUGUUUCUUUCCAAAUGGUAAUGCUUUCACCACUGGCUCGGACGACGCCACUUGCCGUUUGUUUGACCUUCGUGCGGACCAGGAACUGAUGAUGUAUUCGCAUGACAACAUUAUCUGUGGCAUCACCUCUGUGGCCUUCUCCAAGAGUGGCCGUCUGCUGCUCGCUGGCUACGAUGACUUCAACUGCAAUGUGUGGGACACACUAAAAGGAGAGCGUGCAGGCGUUCUAGCUGGGCAUGACAACAGGGUCAGCUGUUUGGGGGUGACCAGUGAUGGCAUGGCUGUGGCCACCGGUUCUUGGGACAGCUUCCUCAGGAUAUGGAACUGACCUCACUUGGCGGGACUUCGGGGAGCUACUCUUUCUGAUCACUGAGUCACUGUAGUGCACCACUGCCACACAGGACCCCUCCCUCUUCUUCUCCUCCUUACCGACGCCCUGGUUUUCUUCUCUCUGCACUAUCCCACUAUCCUACAGUCAGUCAAAGAGGUGAGGACCAGCAGUGAAGAGCCUCAACUGGCUCUCUCUGUCUCUCUGGCUUCACAUCUCGACUCGAGAGUUGGAACAGACUGUGUUGUGUAUAUAUCCGCCAUUCUUUAUGCUUGUAUGUAUAACAUAUGCACUUCUGACAGUGUUUGGAUGUUCUGGCCUGUGGAUACUCGUGAUGGGUGUCUUGGCUGUGCCUCUUUUCUUUUCCUGCGUAAUUUUUUUUCUUUGUCUCCAAUCACAAUGCUAUUUGCCACACACAGUGGCCAAUGUAAUGAACCGAAGGAUGAUGCUGCCACAGUAUUGUAGGCCAUCAGUGUUUGAUCUAUGACCCUUAAGUUUAGUUUGCAUUGGUUAGUUUCAUCAGUGUUGGUCUGUUCUGUCAUAAAUGGUUCAGGCUCGGGGAGGUAGUGUGUAGUUGUGAGAGAAACACCAAUGUCACUGGGCUUGUGUUUGCCAUCCUCUAAGCCUGACAGAAAUGUUUGGCUUGUUUCAUUGUAUUAGACUGUAUAUUACUGACUGCACAGAAGGAUUUACCAUCAGCCUGUUUGUCCCUUCUGUCUUUACUAUCACUAGCUAUACUCCUGAGAUUUGCUGCUUUUCAUACUGAUCCAGCUGGACGUGCGUGGUGCAUAUAAAGGGAUAGUUUACCCACAAGUGAAAGUUGUUGUCAUUUACUCACUCAUGUUGUAUCUAUGACUUUUAUUUCUUCUGUCAAAAUUAGAACAAUUCUGAAGACUGUGCUGUUCUUUGUUUUCCAAGCAAUCACAAUAAAUAGGGACUGAUGCAUUUAUGCUUCAAAAACAGGAUACAGAUGACUUGUGCUCUACAUACCAAGUCUUCUUAAGGCAUACAAAAGACUGAGUGAGAAAUGGACUGAAAUUUAAGUUGGUAAUCUACAUUGAACCUUUGCAUCCAGAUUGAGUGGAUUGAACGUUGAACUCAAGAAUUGAAUUGACACGAUUUGAAGCAAUUCAUGAAGGCUCCAGGAAGACCUAGUGCAUUUGUCGCAAUUAUCAGUGCUAUGUAACUGCCUCGGGUCUGUUUUUUUUUUGUACAGCUUUAGAAGACAUUGAGUAUGGUGCACAAAUCAUAUGGGCCUCUUUCAUGGUGCUUUUACAUGCAUGUAAGCACAAAAAAAUCAUUUGAGUUUGGAAAAGUUUGAGGGGAGAGUAAAUGAUGUUGCAUUUUAGCUGUGCUUUUUCUGGAAGGUUUGGUUUAGUCUUUAGUUUUAAUCCAAACACCAAGCAUAGCCUUUGAUGCUUUGUGACACUUUGCCAUUGGUUAGCAGGCUGGAAGUGCACAACUUAAUACCUAACAAGAGGCCUUGGUCACUGACACUCGGACAUUGUCUGCCGUCCUACACACACUAUGAACGUCCCCUUCUUAGAUGAGGAACUAUCUAGGACUGUAUGCUUUUGCACUAGAAAAUAGUCACUUCACGCAAAACGGCACACAUUGGUGUUUCUGCACGUAUUUGAAUUAAUGUGCUUCAGCUCUGACAAGAAAGCUGAAAAACUGUCUUGGGCCACGAGCUACACUGUGUGUAUAUUUCACAAAUGUUUGUAUUGAAGGCAUAGAGCCCUCUGCCAGUUUUUUGUUAAAAAAAAAAAAAAAAAAACACCUUAAAGAGUUAGUUCACUGAAAAAUGAAAAUUAUCCCAUAAUUAACUCACCCUCAAGCCAUCCUAGGUGUAUAUGACUUUCUUCUUUCAGUCAAACACAAUCGGAGUAUAUAUAUUAUAUUAUUAUUAUAUUAUAAUAUAUUAUAUUAUAUUAUAUAAAAAAAUAUUCUGGCUCUUCCAAGCUUUAUAAUUGGAAUGAAUGGUAAUCAAUAUUUUAAAGCCCAAAAAAUCAUCCAUCCAUCAUAUGGCUCCAGGGGGUUAAUAAAGGUCUUCUGAAAUGAAGCGAUGCGUUUUUGUAAAAAAAAAAAAAAAAAAAAAAAAAAAACAUUCAUAUUUAUAACUUUAUAAACUAGAAUCACUGACUUCCGUAUGCUGGUCGAUUCCGGCGGAAGAUUGAACUUUGACCUGAUGCAUGACAUUCUGAUGAACCUGGAAGUGCAGAGGAUAGAGCAAAACAAAACACGGUCACGAAUUAUAAGUCUAAAAUGGUAAUUUUUAAAGAGAAAAUGUCGGAGGACCUUGAGAUUUUUUUUAUUUUAUUUUUUUGCCCAGCCCUAUUUGUUUGAACUGUGAGAGGAGUCUACUCUCAUCUAAGCUUACGCUACUCCUACAUCCUACAUCACUGCAACUCGAAUCUCUUGUGAACACGUGGACGGACGUUACAGGAAGCUAGUGAUUAUAGUCUAUAAAGUUAUAAAUUAGAGCUGCACGAUUAAUCAUAUCGCAAUCGCAAUCGC
Molecule: messenger RNA, 3912 nt
Organism: Megalobrama amblycephala (Wuchang bream)
Lineage: Eukaryota; Metazoa; Chordata; Actinopteri; Cypriniformes; Xenocyprididae
Gene: gnb4a
Product: guanine nucleotide binding protein (G protein), beta polypeptide 4a
Exons: 10
Coding region: 373-1395 (340 amino acids)
Biological process (GO): G protein-coupled receptor signaling pathway
Cellular component (GO): cytoplasm; heterotrimeric G-protein complex
Molecular function (GO): protein binding; signaling receptor complex adaptor activity
Source: RefSeq, a predicted model, not a curated record